Messenger RNA from Meloidogyne enterolobii, 1044 nucleotides. Lineage: Eukaryota; Metazoa; Nematoda; Chromadorea; Rhabditida; Meloidogynidae. The record is from the annotation of a GenBank genome assembly.
AUGUUUUGUGAAGAAUUUAGAGAAAAUGGGAUAUCUGAUGAUGCAAAAGAUUUUAUUUCUCGUCUUUUAAUUGUUGAAAAAGAGAAAAGAAUUCUCCCAGAUGAAUGUCUCAGGCAUUGUUGGCUACUCAAAAACAGAGAAAGAGCAGCAUUGGCUGGCGCAGCUAGUCGUGCAAUAAGUCCAGCAUUAUUACCUUGUGAACAACAAAAACCUUUGGCAGUUGGAAAAUUGCGUAGCUAUGUGAAAAAUAAGAAAUUUAGGCGGCUAGUUUUUGGUGUGCUUUUUGUUAAUUCGGUUAUGAGAAUGUUGAGAACUUUGCAGCAAAAUAAGAGUAGUCAUGGAAUUGAUUAUGUUAAGAAUAUGUUAGCUGUUGCUGAAUGUUGUCCAGAACGUCAAGAUGAAAGCAGCUUGUUAUUAAAAGCAUUUACUAAAAAGAGGGGAGAACCAACUGAAACAAAUGGUCAACAACAAAAGGAGGAAAUUAAAAUUGUUAAAGAAAAGGAAGAAAAGCAACAGCAACCACAAACUCCUUCAACAACUCGUAGAAAGGUUAGAAAAGAAAAGGAACGUAAUGGAGAAGAUUUGGCAAAGAAAAGGAGUAAAUCAGAAGCAAGACGUGCUGUUGAUCAGCAAAGAACUAGAUCGAGUACUGAACAUACAUCAACUAAAAAACAACGACAGGAUAAUGAACAGGAAAAGGAAGGGGAAGGAGGGAAUAUUAAGAAAAUAAGCAAAUCGUCUAUUUCUAAAUUUGGAUUAAAUGAAGAGAAAAAUCAGAAACUAAAAACAGAAGAAAAACAAAAUAAAACUAAAAAUAAAUCACCCCAACCAGCAACAAAAAAUUUUGGAAUUAAUGUAAUGAAGUUAGCUCAAAAUUUGGAAGAAGUUCCAAAACAACAAAUAAAUGCCCUUACAAAAAUUAAACAGCAACAACAACAAGAAGAAGAGAAUCAUCAACAACAAGCUUCUCCUAAAAAUUCUUUUGUCACCACUAACAUUUGCUGUAGCAGCUAUACCAUUAAAGAAGGAAAACAAUUUAAUUGA